This is a messenger RNA of Pneumocystis murina B123, 1704 nucleotides long. RefSeq lists its product as hypothetical. The record is from RefSeq and is a predicted model, not a curated record. Gene Ontology annotation, biological process: protein N-linked glycosylation. The transcript has 8 exons. Lineage: Eukaryota; Fungi; Ascomycota; Pneumocystomycetes; Pneumocystales; Pneumocystaceae. Gene Ontology annotation, molecular function: alpha-1,2-mannosyltransferase activity. Gene Ontology annotation, cellular component: endoplasmic reticulum membrane. The coding region runs from base 1 to 1704 and encodes 567 amino acids.
AUGAGAGAUAAGAUCUCUCUUAGAUGGGCUUUAUUUUCGACUUUAUUUUUAAUAAAUCUUAUUCCAAGAUUUUUGGCAGCUCGGUAUUCUAUUAUUCAUGAUUGUGAUGAAGUUUAUAAUUAUUGGGAGCCUCUUCAUUAUAUUCUUCAUGAUUACGGGUUUCAAACAUGGGAAUAUUCGGGGGAAUAUUGCAUUAGAAGUUGGUUUUAUAUUUUACUUCAUUCAAUUAUUAUGAUUGUUCCUAAAAGUCUAGGAUUUAAGCGGAUAACUGAGUUCUUUUUUAUACGUUUUGUGUUCGCAAUAUUAUGUGCUUUAUCUGAAACGAAGCUUUGUCUAUCUAUAAUUGGUGUUCUUGGGAAAGAUAUAGGCUUUUUUUACUUUUUAUUUACAAUUACUUCCGUAGGGAUGUUUAAUGCGUCUACAGCUUUUUUGCCAUCUACUUUUACAAUGUAUACAUCUAUGCUUGGGUUGUCUGCUUUUUUUGAAUCGGCAUUGUCGAAAAGAACUAUUGAAAUUAUAUUUUGGUUUUUUUUGGGUGGUAUUGUUGGAUGGCCAUUCUCAUUAAUUCUUGCUAUUCCUAUUAUUUCUUAUGAAUUCUUGAUUUCUAUAUAUAAUAUCCCAUUAAAACAAGUAUUUUUGAAAUAUUUGAAAGCGAUAUUUGUUUGUAUUAUUAUAUUGGCAUUUGUUUGCUUGGUUGAUUCUUUAGCUUAUAGAAAAUUUCAAAUUGUUCCGUUAAAUAUUAUUAAAUAUAAUGUGCUUAGUGGUAAAGGAAAAGGGCCUGAAAUUUUUGGUGUAGAGCCGUGGUGGUUUUAUUUUUUAAAUUUACUUUUAAACUUUAAUGUAGUUUUUAUAUUAUGUUUUUUAUCUCUGCCUAUUAUGUUUUCUUAUUUUUCUCGGUUUUCUUUAAAUAUUGCUAAAAAGGGAUUUCUUCUAUCUAUUAUUAGUCCUUUUUAUCUUUGGUUUUUUAUAUUUACCAUUCAACCACACAAAGAAGAGCGUUUUUUUUUUGCUAUAUAUCCUUUUAUAUGUUUGAAUGCAUCCAUUGCUAUUUCUCAAUCAUUAUCGUUGAUUAAAUCUUACAACAAUUUUAGAUAUAUAUCUUGCAUAGUAAGAUAUAUUUAUGUCUUUAUUUCUACAUCUGUUUUGGUGAUAUCAUUUUUAAGAGUUUUAUUAAUUAUAGAUGCAUAUAGCGCACAUAUGUCUGUGUAUACGAAAAUACCGUCUGCUAGUAAUAAUUUUAGGAGCAUACUAUGCAUUGGUAAAGAAUGGCAUCGUUUUCCAUCAUCUUUUUUUGUUCCAGAUAAUAUUAGUGUUAAGUUUAUUAAAAGUAGGUUUACUGGACUUCUUCCUGGUGAAUUUAUUUCAAAUAAAGAUGAGUGGAGAAGUGGUAUGUGGUUAAUUCCAUCAAAUAUGAAUGAUUUAAAUAUGGAAGAAUGGGAAAAAUAUACUGAUAUUAGUCAAUGUGACUAUUUAGUAGAUACAGAUUUUUUUGCACGUUAUUCCUUUGAAAAUUCGACAGAAGAUAUUAUAGAACCAAGAUAUGUAAAAAAUGAAGAAAUGUGGAAGAAAAUAUUUUGUAUGAAUUUUUUAGAUGCAUCUUCUACAAGGAUAUAUAGUCGGAUUUUAUGGAUGCCUUCAAAAUUUAGUCGAAGAAUAUACGGGGAUUAUUGUCUUUUGAAACGCAAAAAGUUUCAUAAAUUAUAG